CGACGGUUCCCGGCGUGCCUCGGAUUCCCUCGGUACUUUCCGGCUAUCCUCGAUACUUUCUAACGUGCCCCCUUGUUGUCUCUCGGCUGCCGUCCUCGAAACCACCGCCCCCUUUUCUGCUCCCUCCUCCCUGUGGGUCCCCGUCCCCCCCCCCCAGCCUGGCCCGGCUGGCGCCUCUGGCGCUACGGGCUGGGCAAGAUGGCGGCCUUCGGGAUCUUGAGCUACGAACACCGGCCCCUGAAACGGCCGCGGCUGGGCCCUCCCGAUGUGUACCCUCAAGAUCCCAAACAGAAGGAGGAUGAACUGACGGCCUUGAAUGUAAAACAAGGUUUCAAUAACCAGCCUGCUGUCUCUGGGGAUGAACAUGGCAGUGCCAAGAACGUCAACUUCAAUCCUGCCAAGAUAAGUUCCAACUUCAGCAGCAUUAUUGCAGAGAAGUUACGAUGUAACACCCUUCCUGACACUGGUCGCAGGAAGGCCCAAGUGAACCAGAAAGACAACUUCUGGCCAGUUACUGCACGAUCCCAGACUGCCAUUAACACUUGGUUCACUGACCUGGCUGGCACCAAGCCACUCACACAACUAGCCAAAAAGGUCCCCAUUUUCGGUAAGAAAGAAGAAGUAUUUGGGUACUUAGCCAAAUAUACGGUGCCUGUGAUGCGGGCUGCCUGGCUCAUUAAGAUGACAUGUGCCUACUAUGCAGCCCUCACUGAGACCAAGGUUAAGAAGAGACAUGUUGACCCCUUUAUGGAAUGGACUCAGAUCAUCACCAAGUACUUGUGGGAACAGCUACAGAAGAUGGCUGAAUACUACAGGCCAGGGCCUGCAGGAAGCGGGGGCUGUGGUUCCACCAUAGGACCCUUGCCCCAUGAUGUAGAGUUAGCAAUCCGGCAGUGGGACUACAAUGAGAAGCUUGCCAUGUUCAUGUUUCAGGAUGGAAUGUUGGACAGACAUGAGUUCCUCACUUGGGUACUUGAGUGCUUUGAGAAAAUUCGCCCUGGAGAGGAUGAAUUGCUGAAACUGCUACUGCCCCUACUUCUUCGAUACUCUGGGGAAUUUGUUCAGUCUGCAUACCUCUCCCGCCGCCUUGCCUACUUCUGUACCCGGAGACUGGCUCUGCAACUCGAUGGCAUGAGCACUCACUCGUCACAUAUGUCUGCUCAGUCGACAAGCACACUGCCCACCACUCCUGCCCCCCAGCCACCAACCAGCAGCACACCUUCCACGCCCUUUAGUGAUCUGCUUAUGUGUCCUCAACACCGGCCUCUCGUUUUUGGCCUCAGCUGUAUUCUUCAGACCAUUCUCCUGUGUUGUCCUAGUGCCCUGGUUUGGCACUACUCACUGACUGAUAGCCGAAUUAAGACUGGCUCACCACUUGACCACCUGCCGAUUGCCCCCUCCAAUCUGCCCAUGCCAGAAGGCAACAGUGCCUUCACACAGCAGGUCCGUGCAAAGUUGCGGGAGAUUGAGCAGCAGAUCAAAGAACGGGGACAGGCAGUUGAGGUCCGUUGGUCUUUUGACAAGUGCCAGGAAGCAACUGCAGGCUUUACCAUUGGACGGGUGCUCCACACUUUGGAAGUGCUGGACAGCCACAGUUUUGAGCGCUCUGACUUCAGCAACUCUCUUGACUCCCUUUGUAAUAGAAUCUUUGGAUUGGGGCCUAGCAAGGAUGGACACGAGAUCUCUUCAGAUGACGAUGCAGUGGUAUCAUUACUGUGUGAAUGGGCCGUCAGCUGCAAGCGUUCGGGUCGGCACCGUGCUAUGGUGGUAGCCAAGCUGUUGGAGAAGAGACAGGCAGAGAUUGAGGCUGAGCGUUGUGGAGAAUCAGAAGCAGCAGAUGAGAAGGGUUCCAUCGCCUCUGGCUCUCUGUCUGCUCCUAGUGCUCCCAUUUUCCAGGAUGUUCUCCUGCAGUUUCUGGAUACACAGGCUCCCAUGCUGACGGACCCUCGAAGUGAGAGUGAGCGGGUGGAAUUCUUUAAUCUGGUCCUGCUGUUCUGUGAACUGAUCCGACACGAUGUUUUCUCCCACAACAUGUAUACUUGUACCCUCAUCUCCCGGGGGGACCUUGCCUUUGGAGCCUCCGGUCCUCGGCCUCCCUCCCCAUUUGAUGACCCUGUUGACGACCCAGAUCGCAAGGAAGCGGAGGGCAGUAGCAGUAGCAAGCUGGAGGAUCCAGGGCUCUCAGAGUCUAUGGACAUCGACCCUAAUUCCAGUGUACUCUUUGAGGACAUAGAGAAGCCUGAUUUCUCACUAUUUUCUCCAACCAUGCCCUGUGAAGGGAAGGGCAGCCCAUCCCCUGAAAAACCAGAUGUUGACAAGGAGGUGAAGCCCCCCCUUAAGGAGAAGAUAGAAGGCACCCUUGGGGUCUUGUAUGAUCAGCCUCGGCACGUGCAAUAUGCCACCCACUUUCCCAUCCCCCAGGAGGAGUCGUGCAGCCAUGAGUGCAACCAGCGCUUGGUCGUACUGUUUGGGGUGGGAAAGCAGCGUGAUGAUGCCCGCCAUGCCAUCAAGAAAAUCACCAAGGAUAUCCUGAAGGUUCUGAAUCGCAAGGGGACAGCUGAAACUGACCAGCUUGCUCCUAUUGUGCCUCUGAAUCCUGGAGACCUGACAUUCUUAGGUGGGGAGGACGGACAGAAGCGGAGACGCAACCGGCCUGAAGCCUUCCCCACUGCUGAAGAUAUCUUUGCCAAAUUCCAGCACCUUUCACACUAUGACCAACACCAGGUCACAGCUCAGGUCUCCCGGAAUGUUCUGGAGCAGAUCACGAGCUUUGCCCUGGGCAUGUCAUACCACUUGCCUCUGGUGCAGCAUGUGCAGUUCAUCUUUGACCUCAUGGAGUAUUCCCUCAGCAUCAGUGGCCUCAUCGACUUUGCCAUUCAGCUACUGAAUGAACUGAGUGUUGUUGAGGCUGAGUUGCUUCUCAAGUCUUCUGACCUGGUGGGCAGUUACACGACCAGCCUGUGCCUGUGCAUCGUGGCUGUAUUGCGGCACUAUCACGCCUGCCUCAUCCUCAACCAGGAUCAGAUGGCACAGGUCUUUGAGGGGCUGUGCGGUGUAGUGAAGCACGGAAUGAAUCGAUCAGAUGGCUCCUCUGCGGAACGCUGUAUCCUUGCUUAUCUCUAUGAUCUGUACACCUCCUGUAGCCAUUUAAAGAGCAAAUUUGGGGAGCUCUUCAGUGACUUCUGCUCCAAGGUGAAGAACACCAUCUAUUGCAAUGUGGAACCAUCAGAAUCCAAUAUGCGCUGGGCACCAGAGUUCAUGAUUGACACUCUAGAGAACCCCUCAGCUCACACCUUUACCUAUACAGGGCUAGGCAAGAGUCUUAGUGAGAACCCUGCUAACCGCUACAGCUUUGUCUGCAAUGCCCUUAUGCACGUCUGUGUGGGGCACCAUGAUCCUGAUAGGGUGAAUGACAUUGCCAUUCUGUGCGCCGAGCUGACUGGCUACUGCAAGUCACUGAGUGCAGAAUGGUUAGGCGUCCUCAAGGCCCUGUGCUGCUCCUCCAACAAUGGCACUUGUGGCUUCAAUGACUUGCUCUGCAAUGUAGAUGUCAGUGACCUCUCCUUUCACGACUCUCUGGCUACUUUUGUUGCUAUCCUGAUCGCUCGGCAGUGUUUACUCCUGGAAGACCUGAUCCGCUGUGCUGCCAUCCCAUCGCUUCUUAAUGCUGCUUGCAGUGAACAAGACUCUGAACCUGGGGCCCGGCUUACCUGCCGCAUCCUCCUCCAUCUUUUCAAGACACCUCAGCUCAACCCUUGCCAGUCAGAUGGAAACAAACCUACUGUAGGAAUCCGCUCCUCCUGUGACCGCCACCUGCUGGCUGCCUCCCAGAACCGCAUCGUGGAUGGAGCUGUGUUUGCUGUUCUCAAGGCUGUGUUUGUCCUUGGGGAUGCAGAACUGAAGGGGUCAGGCUUCACAGUGACGGGAGGAGCAGAGGAACUUCCAGAGGAGGAAGGAGGAGGUGGCAGUGGUGGUCGGAGGCAGGGUGGCCGCAACAUCUCUGUGGAGACAGCCAGUCUGGAUGUGUAUGCCAAGUAUGUGCUGCGCAGCAUCUGCCAGCAGGAAUGGGUAGGAGAACGUUGCCUUAAAUCACUGUGUGAGGACAGCAAUGACCUACAAGAUCCUGUGUUGAGUAGCGCCCAGGCCCAGCGUCUCAUGCAACUCAUUUGCUACCCACAUCGACUGCUGGACAAUGAGGAUGGGGAAAACCCCCAGAGGCAACGCAUUAAGCGCAUUCUCCAGAACCUGGACCAGUGGACCAUGCGGCAAUCUUCCUUGGAGCUCCAGCUUAUGAUAAAGCAGACCCCUAACAAUGAGAUGAACUCCCUUUUAGAAAACAUUGCCAAGGCCACUAUUGAAGUUUUCCAGCAGUCGGCUGAGACAGGGUCAUCUGGCAGCACGGCAAGCAACAUGCCCAGCAGCAGCAAGACCAAGCCUGUGCUCAGCUCUCUAGAACGCUCUGGUGUGUGGUUGGUGGCCCCCCUCAUUGCUAAACUGCCCACCUCUGUCCAAGGACAUGUGCUCAAGGCUGCUGGGGAGGAGUUGGAGAAGGGUCAGCACCUGGCUUCCUCUUCCUCACGAAAAGAACGUGAUCGGCAAAAGCAGAAGAGCAUGUCCCUAUUGAGCCAGCAGCCCUUCUUAUCACUGGUGCUGACGUGUCUGAAAGGGCAGGAUGAGCAGCGUGAGGGACUCCUUACCUCUCUCUACGGCCAGGUGCACCAGAUUGUGAACAAUUGGAGGGACGACCAGUACUUAGAUGAUUGCAAACCAAAGCAGCUAAUGCACGAGGCACUCAAACUGCGGCUCAACCUGGUGGGGGGCAUGUUUGAUACAGUGCAGCGCAGCACCCAGCAGACCACAGAGUGGGCCGUGCUACUCCUGGAGAUCAUCAUCAGCGGCACUGUGGACAUGCAGUCCAACAAUGAGCUCUUCACAACCGUGCUGGACAUGCUGAGUGUGCUCAUCAAUGGGACCCUGGCUGCAGACAUGUCCAGCAUUUCCCAAGGCAGCAUGGAAGAGAACAAGCGUGCAUAUAUGAACCUCGCAAAGAAGCUGCAGAAAGAGCUGGGGGAGCACCAGUCAGACAGCUUGGAGAAGGUGCGCCAGCUGCUGCCACUGCCCAAGCAAACCCGGGACGUCAUCACAUGUGAGCCCCAAGGCUCCCUCAUUGACACUAAGGGCAACAAGAUUGCUGGCUUCGAUUCCAUCUUCAAGAAGGAGGGUCUGCAAGUUUCCACCAAGCAAAGGCUGUCCCCCUGGGAAAUUUUUGAGGGGCUGAAGCCAUCAGCAUCACUCUCCUGGGGCUGGUUUGGAACAGUCCGGGUUGACCGGCGAGUGGCCCGAGGAGAGGAGCAGCAGCGCCUGCUGCUCUACCACACACACCUUAGGCCCCGGCCCCGGGCUUACUACCUGGAGCCUCUGCCGCUGCCACCAGAAGAUGAGGAACCCCCUGCGACCACCCUGCUCGAGCCAGAGAAAAAGGCUCCAGAACCCCCCAAAACUGACAAACCCGGGGCUGCUCCACCUAAUACUGAGGAGCGCAAGAAGAAGCCCACCAAAGGAAAGAAGCGCAGCCAGCCAGCUGCUAAGACAGAGGACUAUGGAAUGGGCCCAGGACGCAGUGGCCCCUAUGGUGUUACAGUGCCUCCAGACCUUCUACACCACACUAACCCAGCUUCCAUGUCCCACCUUAGCUACCGGCAGACCUCCCUAGGCUUAUACACCCAGAACCAGCCACUACCCGCAGGUGGCCCACGUGUGGACCCAUACCGCCCUAUACGGUUACCAAUGCAGAAGCUGCCAACCCGACCACCUUACCCAGGAGUGCUACCCUCAACCAUGACUAGUGUCAUGGGGCUGGAACCCUCCUCCUACAAGACUUCUGUGUACCGACAACAACAGCCUGCAGUACCCCAAGGACAACGCCUUCGCCAACAACUCCAGGCAAAGAUACAAAGUCAGGGGAUGCUAGGACAGUCAUCUGUCCAUCAGAUGACGCCCAGCUCUUCCUAUGGUUUGCAGACCUCCCAGGGCUAUACUCCUUAUGUUUCUCAUGUGGGAUUGCAGCAACACACAGGCCCCGCAGGUACCAUGGUGCCCCCCAACUACUCCAACCAGCCUUAUCAGAGCACCCACCCUUCUACCAAUCCUACUCUUGUAGAUCCUACUCGCCACCUGCAGCAGCGGCCCAGUGGCUAUGUGCACCAGCAGGCCCCAUCCUACGCACAUGGGCUGACGUCCACUCAAAGGUUUUCCCACCAGACUCUACAGCAAACAUCUAUGAUAGGUACCAUGACUCCGCUGGGGGCACAAAGUGUCCAGGCAGGUGUCCGAACAGCUUCCAUCCUCCCUGAGCAGCAGCAACAGCAGCAACAACAACAGCAGCAGCAACAGCAGCAACAGCAGCAGCAGUACCACAUCCGGCAGCAACAGCAGCAGCAGCAGCAACAGAUCCUCCGGCAGCAGCAGCAGCAGCAGCAGCAGCAGCAGCAGCAGCAGCAGCAGCAGCAGCAGCAAGCACACCAGCAACAGCAGGCAGCCCCUCCCCAGCCCCAGCCUCAGUCCCAGCCCCAGUUUCAGCGCCAGGGACUUCAGCAGACACAACAACAGCAACAGACAGCAGCUUUGGUCCGGCAACUCCAACAGCAGCUCUCCAAUACCCAGCCACAGCCCAGUACCAACAUAUUUGGACGCUACUGAGCCUCACGGAGGAACCACUUGUGCACUGGAUGUGGCCCCACCUUCUAUUUCCAAGUCCCUUCCCAGACUUGCACCUAUAGUGGUCAAGCCUCUUCCCUCAGGCUCCAUUUUUAAUGCAUUUUUAGUAUUUUUGUUAACAUCAGGCAUUGAGCUGUUGGGUUUUGUAUAUUAUUUAUAUAGAGACCCCAGAGCUGUUGCACCCAAUACACAGAGCUUCUUUGCAAA
Messenger RNA from Erinaceus europaeus (western European hedgehog), 6924 nucleotides. It is a transcript of the gene MED12, whose product is annotated as mediator complex subunit 12. The coding region runs from base 199 to 6699 and encodes 2166 amino acids. The record is from RefSeq and is a predicted model, not a curated record. Gene Ontology annotation, molecular function: transcription coactivator activity; beta-catenin binding. Gene Ontology annotation, cellular component: mediator complex. NCBI's taxonomy places the organism in Eukaryota, Metazoa, Chordata, Mammalia, Eulipotyphla, Erinaceidae. The transcript has 45 exons. Gene Ontology annotation, biological process: regulation of transcription by RNA polymerase II.